Molecule: messenger RNA, 3388 nt
Organism: Gadus macrocephalus (Pacific cod)
Lineage: Eukaryota; Metazoa; Chordata; Actinopteri; Gadiformes; Gadidae
Gene: slc33a1
Product: solute carrier family 33 member 1
Exons: 9
Coding region: 274-1917 (547 amino acids)
Cellular component (GO): membrane
Molecular function (GO): acetyl-CoA transmembrane transporter activity
Source: RefSeq, a predicted model, not a curated record
AGUGUUUGCAGAGUGCACAUACCGGCGGUACUUCCUUGCAUUAGUAGUUGUUUCCAUUGGUUGUAUCUUCACGUUAGCAGGUGAAACAACACGGUAGUAAUUCUAUACAUUUGUUCUUUUGCUAAAAUGACACAAACGAACUCUAGAGUAUAACGUGCUUUUUGUGAUUGAUUCAUAAUUUGUCAACCACCUAUUCAUCUGGCAUGAUUGUCGCUUCGCUAUUACCGACAGAUCUGCUACAAACACAGGUUGUUUGAUGCCCACUGAUCCACCAUGGAGCUGUCAGACUCAGUUGGACACAAGAACGGCCGGCAGAGGAAGAACACAGCCAACCUCCAAAUUGAAAACAUGAAGGACAGGGAGUUGGAAGGAUCCGGCCCAGAGGUUGAAGAGGAGGCAGAGGGUCUUCUCCAAGGGUUUGACUCGGAGGACAGGAGGCCGGCCAAGGUCAGACCAGGACUCCGGAAGGAGUUGGGGAACAUUCUGCUUCUUCUCUUCCUCUAUGUUCUUCAGGGCAUUCCCCUGGGACUGGCUGGUAGCAUUCCUUUGAUCAUGCAGAGUAAAAGUGUCAGCUACAAGGACCAAGCGUUCUUCAGUUUUGUCUUUUGGCCCUUUAGCCUGAAGCUACUCUGGGCUCCGCUUGUUGACGCGCUGUACUUCAGCAGAUUUGGCCGGAGGAAGUCAUGGCUGGUUCCCACCCAGUACCUGCUGGGUCUCUUCAUGAUCUACCUCUCUGUGACGGUUGACUCACUGCUACAGAGCGAUGACUCCCAUGGACCCGACGUAGUGACUCUGACCGCAGUCUUCUUCAUGCUGUCCUUCCUUGCAGCAACGCAGGACAUAGCUGUGGACGGCUGGGCUCUGACCAUGUUGUCCAGAGAGAACGUGGGCUACGCCUCAACGUGCAACUCUGUGGGCCAGACGGCAGGCUACUUCCUGGGCAAUGUGCUCUUCCUUGCUCUGGAGUCGGCUAACUUCUGUAACCAAUACCUGAGGAGCGAGCCCAAAGACACAGGCUUAGUCACGCUAUCAGAUUUCCUGUUUUAUGGGGGCGUGGUGUUCCUCAUUUCCACGACGCUCGUGGCCAUCUUUAAGAGGGAGAGCGAGCGCGGCCAAGGGAAGAAGCGAGCGAAGGAGACGCAGGGUGUCUUGGAAACCUACAAGCUCCUGUUCUCAAUCAUCAAGUUGCCGACUGUUCUCUCCUUCUGCGCUUUGCUGCUCACUGCCAAGAUGGGCUUCUCAGCAGCCGAUGCAGUGACUGGGCUGAAGCUGGUGGAGGCCGGCGUCCCCAAGGAGAAGCUGGCCUUACUGGCCGUGCCCAUGGUGCCCCUGCAGAUCCUCCUGCCGCUCAUCAUCAGCAAGUACACUGCCGGGCCCCGGCCCCUGGAUAUCUUCUACAAAGCCUUCCCCUUCAGGCUACUGAUCGGCUUGGGGUACGCGCUGCUGGUGUGGUGGACGCCCAGCGUGAAGACGGAAGAAGGCUUCCCUAUGUACUACUACUUGCUAGUGCUGUUCAGCUAUGCCCUUCAUCAGGUGGCGCUGUACAGCAUGUACGUGGCCUGCAUGGCCUUCCACGCCAAAGUGAGUGACCCGUUGAUCGGUGGCACCUACAUGACCCUUCUGAACACGGUCACCAACCUGGGAGGGAACUGGCCCUCCACCGUGGCCCUGUGGCUGGUGGACCCCCUGACCUCCAAAGAAUGCCAGGGGGCCGCCGGGCAGACUUGCGGCUCGCUGGAUGAAGCCGCGCUGUGUGCCAAGGAGGGAGGAGCUUGCGUGACGACGUUGGAUGGCUACUACGUGGAGUCUGUGGUCUGUGUUGUGAUUGGCUUGGUCUGGUGGUUGUGGUUGGGAAAGAGGAUGAGGAGGCUGCAGGAAGAGAGUCCGGCGGCCUGGAGGUGCAAAAUAAGCCAAUAAACACCACUCUGUUUUUUGGUUUACAUGAAACUCUUUUCUCGAGACACGGAGGCAUUGCUCUUGGUCAAAAAAUGCCCCAACGCUAAAAGCAAUGUUUGCAAAACUUUGAUUUGCUCACACCUUUCAUUCUCGUGUAGUCUUCAUGCUAUGGACAAAACCCACACUUUUUUCUUUUUUUAUGUCUCACCUACAUGUUUUGUUACAAGAAAACAUCUUUCAGUAAAGUCGUCCUAACUGUAGAACUGUUCUUUGUUAAAUCAAGGUAAACACAGUUCCUUGGAAAUGAACUGAUUUAUUUAAGAUGGUUAAUAAGAUAAUUGACUCAGGCAUUUUGAGUGUAGCUUCUUUGCAUUCUCUCCACCUGUGCUUUGUGAUAGCUAAAAUAUCGACACACCGUUUCAGAUCAUGGUGAUUGUAUUUGCUCAUUGCUUUGGUCUUAUUCGAAGUAGCACGCAAGUAUAGAUUCUGUAUUUGAAACCUCCUGUACUCCUGGGGCAGGUAAGCCCCAACCCACUGUGUUCUGCCUUGGUUUCUGUUUGUGUUUCACUGUCUGCAACCGGUUCGUUAUUUAGGGAGGUUAUUUGUGCCUUCCUCCACUAAUUCAGUUCAGGCGUAACCGAUAAUGAGCCCUGAUGCCACAUGGAUCAUGUAGACUUUUUCGAGUUAAUAAAACCAUAGUUGGUUACUUUGACAUUCAGAAGAAAUUGUAUUUUACGUUAUUUGUUUUAAUAAACUUGAUUUUGUUGAUUUUAAUUUAAUCUGUAACUUUCCUACAAAAUUAAAUGAGGCUUUACAAAAACGUUCCCGUUAAGUUUCAUUAUCACAGUCCCAUUAUCAGAUUUAUAAUCAACAUGCUGUCAUAUUUUUGUGGAUAUUGGGUUUGCCCCUUAUAAGUAUAGCCGAGUAUACUCGGCUAUACUAAUCCGACAUUCCCAUUUUAAUAAUUUAUCACCAGCGGUCAGCAAGUCAUCACCUAUGCCCAACUUUGGGCACUGCACAUGGAGCAGAAGCAGUAUUUCCUUUGAAAACCAGUCUUUAGAAAUGUAUUUUAAGGGAAAAUGUUAGCAUUUGUUUAAUUUGUUCAUUUUGACACUUCCGACAGCCGCCGCACUUGUGAUCGAUAGAUUAUGUUUUUUUCUCUUCCAACUGGCAUUGUCUUUUUUAGGUUUUAUAUUUAUUUAAAUUGUAAUUUGUUACUUUUAUUUUAUUGAGAGGCACCCUGUUAUCUGUUAAAGUAAAUGGGUUUUAUUUACCCAUUUUACUUUAAAAAAAACGGCGAUUUGCUAUGUGUGCAAAUUCAAAGGGGAAUAUGUAUUUUUGACUUCUUUUCUUUUCUAAUGUAAAAUCAGUACAAAUAUAUCAAUGUAAUGCUUGGGGCUAUUCUGUAUAGAAUAUUCUGAAGGAUGCAAUAUUAAUGAGUACGAAAAUCUUAUAUGAAAUAAAAGUUUCGGAUUCAGUUUCCAUUCUCAAA